Anastrepha ludens (Mexican fruit fly) is the source of this 2594-nucleotide messenger RNA. RefSeq names its product protein cycle. NCBI's taxonomy places the organism in Eukaryota, Metazoa, Arthropoda, Insecta, Diptera, Tephritidae. The transcript has 13 exons. Gene Ontology annotation, biological process: regulation of transcription by RNA polymerase II. Gene Ontology annotation, cellular component: nucleus; aryl hydrocarbon receptor complex; cytoplasm. The record is from RefSeq and is a predicted model, not a curated record. Gene Ontology annotation, molecular function: RNA polymerase II cis-regulatory region sequence-specific DNA binding; DNA-binding transcription factor activity, RNA polymerase II-specific; protein dimerization activity. Bases 77 to 2383 code for a protein of 768 amino acids.
UUUCUUAGUGAUAAGAUUAAAAACAAGAACAAACAAAAGAACUUCUCUUUUCAAUUAAAGUUGUUUGUCCUGAAGCAUGCUUGCGGACGUAGACGUAUUCAUAUCCAACUACACCCUAGUAGAUCCAGAAAUAUACCAAUUAUGGAUAGAGGGCUUUUCCUCGAGUGAGGCCGUUUGUUACUUAAAGCAGAAGGGAUUUGGUAGCAUGUUUGGUGCACCAAUUGAUCUCAUCGCUUCCGAUGUGCUCGAUCAUUAUCGCACCUAUUCUCUCAUAGAGCGAUUGCUGCAUGCACCGACAAAAUUGUUGGAACAAUCUUGCUUUCAGUUGGAGCCACAAACGCGUGAUUUAAUUAUUGAAAAGUAUUACUCCAUAGAUGACGCAGUUGCGCGUGAAAUUUUGGGGAAGAAAUUGUCAUCGCGCUAUAGGAAAGACCUCGAUGAAGUGUCGGAAAAGACUUGCGUCAAACUAAAGUCAUGCAGGCGUCAAUUUGAUAAUGUUAAACGUAUCUUUAAGGCAGUGGAAGAAUUGCCUGGCAAUAUCACCAGUAAUAUUAAGCAAUUAUUUUCAGUUUCUGAUGAAUUGGCCAAAAAAUAUGCUUCAAUAGUCUUCCUUGCUUGCCUGCGUUUUGAGACUUCUAAAAAGAAGCUACAGUAUUUAACUUUUUCCGAUUUGUUUGCUUGCUCACAAGCCAUUAUGGUAUACUGGACCUACACCUAUCAACACUCCGGACCUGAGUACUACGAUACAGAAAUGGACAAAGAGUUUCUGCUUGAUUUGCGUGAGUUGCGUUGUUUGCUGGACAAGGAAAAAGAAAUCAAACAUCUUGUUUGCCUGCGUCUAAAGCCAGUUUUAUUGGAGCGCGCUUACUACGAACUGGACACAAACUUUCGCUCUUACUGGCGUGCAUUUAUCACUAUAGCCUGCAAUUUGCAUCGUAAUCGUGAGUUGCGGGACCUAUUUUUGGACCUCUGUGAGAAAUUGAUAGAACCAUGGCGGCAAAAUGGUUGGAGCCGAGAGCAAGUUAAUAAAUUUUUGUCGGCCAUAACGCAAAGUGUAUUAGAUUUGGAAAUUUCGCGUGACCAAGAGACACGCUGCCUUUGGGAUCGUUAUAUGCAAGUCAUAAGCAUUUGUUUGGACAGGAUAUUUACAUUUGAAAUUACUGCUAGCGGCGCGGCCAUGGAAGAGGUGGACGAUGAGACAUUCGAUGAUGCCAAGUCGACGCGCACAUCCGAUGAGAAUCGCAAGCAAAACCACAGUGAGAUCGAGAAGCGUCGUCGUGAUAAAAUGAACACCUACAUAAACGAGCUUUCAUCCAUGAUUCCUAUGUGCUAUGCAAUGCAUCGGAAAUUGGACAAACUGACUGUACUUAAAUACACAGUGCAACACUUGCGUGGCAUUCGCGGCAGCGUGCAUCCUUAUAGUGGCGGUGAUUAUAAGCCAUCUUUUCUCUCGGAUCAGGAACUCAAAAUGCUUAUACUACAGGCAUCUGAAGGAUUUCUUUUCGUUGUGGACUGUGAUCGAGGACGCAUUCUAUAUGUUUCAGAGUCAGUGUCGCAAGUGUUGAACUGUUCGCAAAUGGAUUUACUCGGCCAGAGUUGGUUUGACAUAUUGCAUCCAAAGGAUGUGGCCAAAGUGAAGGAGCAGCUUUCCUCAUUGGACCCCUGUCCGAGAGAACGUUUGAUUGAUGCUAAGACUAUGUUACCCGUCAAAUCGGACAUUCCACAAAGUCUCUGCCGCCUCUGUCCGGGCGCACGACGUUCGUUCUUCUGCCGCAUGAAACUCAAAUCGAAUAAUAACCAAAUAAAAGAGGAAUCUGACACAUCCUCCAGUUCACGCAGUUCCAACAAGCGAAAAUCUAAGUUGAGUGUUGAUCACAAAUAUCGCGUUAUACAAUGCACUGGUUAUUUGAAGUCGUGGACACCUAUCAAAAAUGAAGACCAAGAUAGCGAGAGUGAAGAUAAUCUGACAAAUCAUUCCAGUUUAGUGGCCAUCGGGCGAAUACCACCGAACGUAUUGGAGUCGAAUGUGCCACCGUCAUUGGACAACCAUCCCAAUAUAAAGCAUGUGCUAUUUAUCUCAAGACAUUCGGUAGACGGAAAAUUCCUAUUCAUUGACCAGAGAGCUACACUGGUCAUAGGUUUUUUGCCGCAAGAAAUGCUAGGCACCAGCUUUUACGACUACUUCCAUCAUGAAGAUAUUCCUGCAUUGGCGGAGUCACAUAAGAUGGUCAUACAAGCGCCAGAAAAGGUGACCACGCAAGUUUAUCGCUUUCGCUGCAAGGACAAUAGUUUUAUACAGUUGCAAAGCGAAUGGAAAGCCUUUAAAAACCCAUGGACAACUGAUAUUGAGUAUAUAAUUGCGAAAAAUACAGUAUUCCUUUGAACACUCACUCAGCAGCUUUGGUACACUAUCGGGUGCAUCUGUAUGUAAUUUAGAAGAAACAGCUCUUAAACUAUUUUAAAUGUACUAAAUGUAUUGAUAUCCUGAAUAUAUACCUACAUAUAUGAAUUUUCAUUUUAGAAUUAAGUUUGUCGCAUAAACUGUUAACAUAUUCCAAUACAAGAUGUUCAAAAAUAAAACUUCAUCUACUACA